UAUUUAUUUUGAAAAAGGAAAUGGGUCUUUUUUCUUUAUUGUUUUUGUACUGAAAGGUUCUUGAUUUUUAGGCUUUUAGCAGAAGGCAGCAGGAAAGUUUGUUGACAACAUUCAAGAGGCAGUGGUACUCUACAAGUUUAAUUUAAUGAAGUGAAAGAGGAUGAUGAAGAAAGGGAAUUUAACGGUGGACGAACAUCCGCCGCUGCUGCCACUGCCACCGUCGAAGAAGAAGCGGAAUCUUCCCGGGAAUCCAGACCCAGAUGCUGAAGUGAUCGCUUUGUCACCAAAAGCGCUUUUGACGACGAAUAGAUUCAUAUGUGAGAUUUGCAACAAAGGGUUUCAAAGAGAUCAAAAUCUUCAACUUCAUAGAAGAGGGCAUAAUCUUCCAUGGAAGCUAAAACAAAGAAGCAAUAAGGAAGUUAGGAAGAAGGUUUACGUGUGUCCCGAGCCGAGUUGCGUGCACCAUCACCCGUCGAGGGCUCUCGGUGAUCUUACUGGAAUCAAGAAGCAUUUUUGUCGGAAGCACGGUGAGAAGAAAUGGAAGUGUGAGAAAUGUUCGAAGAGAUAUGCUGUUCAAUCUGACUGGAAAGCUCACUCCAAGAUUUGUGGCACUCGAGAGUAUAGAUGUGAUUGUGGAACCCUUUUCUCCAGGAGGGACAGUUUCAUAACCCAUAGAGCCUUUUGUGAUGCGUUGGCUCAGGAAAGUACCAAUUUUGCAUCAUCAGCGAUGAACAAUAGCAACCCAAUUCAACCAAUUUUCUCAACACUGCGCCAAUUCUCACUCAAAACUGAAAACCAAGACCCUUUUUAUCCUUCAACUUCCAACAUCCUCAAUCCCUUUAACCCUAACCCUAACCCUAACCCUACUUCGAUCGGAUUCGGGUUAGCCGGUCCUGGUUCGAGUCUUAAUCCAGUGUUUGGUUCUGCAUGGGAAAUGAACUCUCCAAACAUCAUGGCUUUUGAAGAACCAUCCUUUGAAGAAGCUCUAAAUGGGAUAUUGAUGAAUAAUCGAGCUAAUAAAGAUGGUGACAAAUGCAGCGGCGGUGGCGCGGAGGAGAUAACGAGAGAUUUAUUGGGGUUGAGAGCGUUGGCUCGACAGCCCGAUCAUCAUAUGUUCGAGAAUGAGAUAGUAAACGACCAUCUGAAUUUGGGUUCUUCUUCUUCCAUGUUUGGAUUGCAUCUGAAUCAUCAAACCCAGACUAUGUUUUGGCGUGAUUAAUUAAUUAAUUAAGUUAAUUAGGUCAUCUUUUUUUCUUAAAAAGAUGGAUUUUUGUUACUGUUUUGAAGAAAAGUGUAUCAAAAGAGAUAAUCUUCGCUUUUGUAUGAAUUUCUCUAAGGAUUAGUUUUUGUUAAUAAUAAAAAGAUCAUUAAUUAUGAUCAU
Cucurbita pepo subsp. pepo (vegetable marrow) is the source of this 1381-nucleotide messenger RNA. RefSeq names its product zinc finger protein GAI-ASSOCIATED FACTOR 1. The record is from RefSeq and is a predicted model, not a curated record. Gene Ontology annotation, molecular function: DNA-binding transcription factor activity. Gene Ontology annotation, cellular component: nucleus. Lineage: Eukaryota; Viridiplantae; Streptophyta; Magnoliopsida; Cucurbitales; Cucurbitaceae.